This is a messenger RNA of Rotaria socialis, 1377 nucleotides long. The record is from the annotation of a GenBank genome assembly. Lineage: Eukaryota; Metazoa; Rotifera; Eurotatoria; Philodinida; Philodinidae.
AUGCUUUGUAUCAAGCGAGACUCAACGACAGCCGAUGGCAUGCCGUAUGUGCUUCUAAAGAAGGUAAUUAUUGAAGCAAAAAUUUAUUCAUUAGAUGCUGAAGUAACUCUAACACAAAUAUUUUGUAAUAACGAACAUACAACAGGCGAAAUGAUUUAUUGCUUCCCAAUCAAAAGAGUUGGAGGAACUAUUAAGUCAUUUGUGGCACUCAUAGAUGGCCAACAUAUUGUUGACAUCAAGAACGUACAACGAGACUACACAGAUCAACUGACUCAUGAUACCGAUGCCUAUUCAUUGGAAAGAGAUGAAAAUUUACAAGAUAACUUUAUCAUCAAAGUUGGUACUGUGCUUCCAUCGCAAGAAUGUACAAUUAACAUCAAUUAUACUACAAAAUUAGGAAUUCUGUCAAAUGCAAACAUUCAGUUUGUCAUUCCAAUGAUUGAGAUACAUCAUAAUAAUAGAUAUGUGCAAUCAAAUUCGUAUACAACCGAUUUUCAUUGUACUGUAGAUAACAUGGUCGACUACAACCGACGCGAGAUCACUCAAAUUACUUCACCAUCACAUUUUAUACAUGUCGAGCUUUCAAAACAAAAUAUUUACUACAUCAAAUUCACGGAACAGAGCACUUACUUAGAUAGAGACAUUCAGAUCAAUAUUGAACAAACCGAAAAACCAAUGGGCAAAAGUGUGGCUGCUUUCUCUUCUAAAAUUCUGACUACCAACACGGUCGGUCAACCAUUUGAUUAUUAUUGUGUACUCGACUUUGAAGCUGUAUGCCACCAAGUAAAUUCCAGUUUGAAAAGACCGGCACCCAACGAUAUUUGGGAAAUUAUUGAGUUUCCUAUUUGUUUACUCUCAGCUGAAACUAAUACAAUCAUUGAUAUCUAUCACAGCUAUGUUCGACCAUCAAUUAAAACAACUUUGAAUGACGUAUGUAUUUCCAUCACUGGUAUCACUCAAUCUAUUGUUGACAGUUUUCCAACAUUUGAUAUUGUUUGGGAACAAGUUCAACAAUUUUUACUCAAACAUUCAUUAAUUUCGUUAGCGCAUCACAAUUCUAGUUGUCAUAGUUUUACUUGGAUAACAUGUGGCAACUGGGAUUUAAAAACAAUGUUACCGUUACAAUUAAAACAAAGUCGAUUAGAUAGACCUAAAUUUAUUAAUGAAUUUAUUAAUAUAAAAGAGUUGUACAUGGAAUAUUAUUCAUCAACUCGUAUUAGAGGAAUGAAAGAUUUGUUAAAAAAACUAAAUUUAAAAUUAGAAGGACGACAUCAUUCUGGAAUUGACGACACAAAAAAUAUAACUAAAAUCGCACAAUGGUUUAUUGAACAUAAACAUCCACUAAAAUUAACAUACAAAGAAAGUGGGCACAAAUGA